AUGUACCCAUGUGCUCUUAAAUAUGACUUCACAUCGAACAACUUGGCUGCUCAAAAGAAGUCUUUCAUAAACGGAAAAGCCUGUUUCUUCAAUAUUGCCGAAUAUAAUUAUUCUGACGAACAUAUUAAAUAUUUAAAAAAGAACUAUGACAAAGUGGUCAAAAUUAUCACCACUAAACCGAAGAAUGAAUCGAAUUGCGCGGACCUUUAUUAUAUGUUCAACGAAUGUAGAUGCAUAGCAAACAUUUUUAGAGCGUCUCAGUCGGUUUACGAAGUAUCAAUAAUCGAUAUGAGCAUCAAUGAUACAAGAUUACUAAAAGCUCAGAAAAGCAGUACUGCAGCAAAGAAUUGCUUGACAGGAAAAUGCUACGCAGGAAACUCCAAUAGAGAAAUGGCGGUGAGGGAUUACGAGAGCCUCGUUUUGAAAAAUUCUGAGUUAUUCGCUUGCUUUAACUAUAUCCAGAAGACAAAACCGAAUCUUUCUAAUAACAAAUGUCUCGAUUUUGAUUUUUUCGCAACAAAUUCCAAAGCAAAGGUCGAAAUAUUUACAACAAAGAAGGCAUGCACGAAAACAAUAAUGGCAAACGUUUGUGGUGCGAAAGCUGUGAAAGAUUAUGAGAAGUAUAGACAACUGGCAGCCAAAAAACUGAAAGAUUUGAAUAACGUGUUUAAUAUGAUGCAAUAA
Molecule: messenger RNA, 684 nt
Organism: Caenorhabditis elegans
Lineage: Eukaryota; Metazoa; Nematoda; Chromadorea; Rhabditida; Rhabditidae
Gene: ZK105.14
Product: T20D4.11-like domain-containing protein
Exons: 3
Coding region: 1-684 (227 amino acids)
Source: RefSeq, marked reviewed